AUGACCAUGACUACCAUGCCAGAGAGUCUUAAUAGCCCUGUCUCAGGGAAGGCUGUCUUUAUGGAGUUUGGGCCACCCAGCCAGCAAAUGUCUCCUUCUCCCAUGUCCCACGGACACUAUUCCAUGCACUGUUUACACUCGGCUGGUCACUCUCAGCCUGACAGCUCGUACAGCACAGCUUCGUCCUUCUCCAGACCGCUGGGCUACCCCUAUGUCAACUCGGUCAGCAGCCACUCGUCUAACCCCUACAUCAGUUCAGUGCAAUCCUACCCCAACAGCUCCAGCCUGACUCAGACUCGGUUAGAGGAGACAGGGGCCGACUCGGAGAAAAGCACUGUGGUAGAAGGAGGGGAAGUUCGCUUUAAUGGGAAAGGGAAAAAAAUCCGCAAGCCCCGGACUAUUUAUUCCAGUUUGCAGUUGCAGGCUUUGAACAGGAGAUUCCAGCAAACUCAGUACUUGGCUCUGCCCGAGAGAGCCGAGCUCGCAGCCUCGCUGGGACUCACCCAGACACAGGUGAAGAUCUGGUUCCAGAACAAGCGAUCUAAAUUCAAGAAGCUAAUGAAGCAGGGAGGGGCAGCUUUGGAAAGCAGCGCUCUGGCGAAUGGCAGGGCGCUCUCGGCCAGUUCGCCCCCAGUCCCCCCAGUGUGGAACACCACCUCGUCAUCGGGUAAGACCUCUACGGGGACCCCGGGCACUUACAUACCCAGCUACACAUCGUGGUACCCUUCAGCCCACCAAGAAGCUAUGCAGCAACCUCAGCUGAUGUGA
Messenger RNA from Terrapene triunguis (Three-toed box turtle), 768 nucleotides. RefSeq names its product distal-less homeobox 1 (gene DLX1). Gene Ontology annotation, biological process: negative regulation of transcription by RNA polymerase II; embryo development; cell differentiation. Gene Ontology annotation, molecular function: DNA-binding transcription factor activity, RNA polymerase II-specific; RNA polymerase II cis-regulatory region sequence-specific DNA binding. The coding region runs from base 1 to 768 and encodes 255 amino acids. The record is from RefSeq and is a predicted model, not a curated record. Lineage: Eukaryota; Metazoa; Chordata; Testudines; Emydidae. The transcript has 3 exons.